Gymnodraco acuticeps is the source of this 1515-nucleotide messenger RNA. Its product is annotated as prostate stem cell antigen-like. The transcript is spliced from 4 exons. The record is from RefSeq and is a predicted model, not a curated record. NCBI's taxonomy places the organism in Eukaryota, Metazoa, Chordata, Actinopteri, Perciformes, Bathydraconidae. The coding region runs from base 179 to 622 and encodes 147 amino acids.
ACGAGGGUGUGGGUUUAGACUUCACAGACAAAAAUUAAUUCAAUUUAGGAAUGUGUUGUGGGACGUAUCGGAUCAGCAGUACGUUUGAAUAGAGAGCUGUAACGUCCCAAGAGGGGCUUUUGGAUCUGCUUGAAUAUUUAUCUGAAAAUAGUUUGAAAGACUUCUUACUGAAAGCAUCAUGUCUUGUUUACAACUCGGGAUCGUACUCCUCUUCUGUCUACCUUUAGCAGCAACCACAUCGCUUCACUUUGCAAGUGUGGGUCAACCUCAUCACACCACUGAUGGCGCAGCCUGUUUGACCUGUUACACCUGUAUGUUCCCGGCCAUCUCUCCUCUGGACUGCUUCAAGUUCCCUCAGGAGUGUCCGGCUGGGCAGCGCUGCCUGUCCAGUACUGCCACAGGAAGACGAGGCUCUCUAGAAGUGACGAUGUACGAGAAGAGCUGUGCGGUCCCGGCCCAGUGUGGAGUGAGUGGACAGAAGUACGCCUCUGGACUCUACUUCAACUACACCAACGUCUGCUGCGACAGCGACCUGUGCAACGCCGCCGGGACAUUUACUGCCCUCAGCUGGAGAGGAGCGGCUCUCUGCCUGCUGCCCGCACUCUGCCUGCUGCUGGCCUGAACAACAGGGGGAGGGUGUGUGUGUGUGUGUGUGUGUGUGUGUGUGUGUGUGUGUGUGUGUGUGUGUGUGUGUGUGUGGUGUGUGUGUGUGUGUGUGUGUGUGUGUGUGUGUGUGUGUGUGUGUGUGUGUGUGUGUGUGUGUGUGUGUGUGUGUGUGUGUGUGUGUGUGUGUGUGUGUGUCACCCCUGGGCACUGAAUAUCAAGGCAUAAAGGUCCUGGAAAAUAUGUACUCAGUAGUGGAGUGUAAGGAAGUACAUAUACUCUUGAACAGCAUUUAGGUACUUGUACUUUACUUGGGUAUUUCCAUUUUAUGCUUAUUUAAACAUUAACUCCACUACAUUUUAGAAGCAAAUAUAGAAUUCUCCAAAAUAUAUAAAUUAAUAAUAAAUUAAGAUGCAUUAUUAGAGAUUAAACGAACCCCUUUAAUAAAGCUCCACCUGCAUCAUCUGGAAAUAGGCUAUGUUGCAUUAUGAGUACAUAUAAUUCUGGUAAGUAUGAUGCUAAUACUUUUUGUGAUUUUACUUAAAUACAUUUUGAUUGCAGGACUUCUACUGGUAACAGAGUAUUUGUAAACUGUGGUAUUACUAUAUCUUUCUUAAGUUAAAGUUUUGUUUACUUCUGAAUAAUAGUUCUUUAUUUACUUCUCACCGCAUCUAGUGGUUUAUGAUCACUCACCUCUUUAUCAUCUUUAUUUACACUUGAUAAGUUUGAUGAUUUGUCAGACUGUUGUUUCCUUACAUUAAACUAAUACAACUUUAAGUCUUUACAUUUUGAAAACAACUAUUUGGUGAAACUCAAAAUAUUUGCGAUGUUUUGAAUGUGAGAAUAUCCUUUGUAUGUAACUCCAAAUGACUUUUAGAACUGAAUCAUUUAACUAAUAAAACACUGAAGAGA